Messenger RNA from Sphaerodactylus townsendi, 1100 nucleotides. Its product is annotated as secreted protein C-like. The transcript has 2 exons. Bases 87 to 845 code for a protein of 252 amino acids. NCBI's taxonomy places the organism in Eukaryota, Metazoa, Chordata, Lepidosauria, Squamata, Sphaerodactylidae. The record is from RefSeq and is a predicted model, not a curated record.
AGGAUCUGGACAUCUACUUGCGGUCUUCUACCACACUAGUUCCUGCUGACAGUUGGGGAUUCCUAACCUGACAGACAAAAAAAAGGAUGAGUUCUCAUCAGGAGAAAGAUUGCAGCCGUGUUCCAAAGGAAUCCUCCUGUGGGGGUGGAAGGGCCUCCUGUGACAACGAAACAUCUUCUUCCUGUGGGUCCAGGGGUAAAAGCGGCUAUGCAGUGAAUCCUACACCUUCCUGUGGUUCCAGGGGUAACAGCAGCUGUGGAGUGAAUCCUACACCUUCUUCCUGUGGGUCCAGGGGUAACAGCGGCUAUGCAGCGAAUCCUACACCUUCCUGUGGUUCCAAGGAUAACAGCGGCUAUGCAGCGAAUCCUACACCUUCCUGUGGUUCCAGGGGUAACAGCGGCUGUGCAGUGAAUCCUACACCUUCUUCCUGUGGGUCCAGGGGUAACAGCGGCUAUGCAGCAAAUCCUACACUUUCCUGUGGUUCCAAGGAUAACAGCGGCUAUGCAGCGAAUCCUACAUCUUCCUGUGGCUCCAGGGGUAACAGCGGCUGUGCAGUGAAUCCUACACCUUCUUCCUGUGGCUCCAGGGAUAACAGCGGCUGUGCAGUGAAUCCUACACCUUCUUUGCCAAAGCAGCCUGCCGUGCUGGUCCCACUACCAGGCCAAAAACAGCCUCCUGUGUGUGUCCAAUCUACUGGCCAACCAGAACCUCCAGUGUGUAUCCUGCCUCCUGGCCCACAACAACAACCUCCCAUGUGUAUCCCUCCUCCUGAACAACCCCAAUUCCAGCCGCAGAUGAAGCAGCAGGUCAAGCAACCUCCCCAGUGGCCCUGUCAGCCAAAGUAGACAACAGAAGGAAAACAAAUGAUGGAGGAUUGAAUUACUUCCAGAUUGCCUUCCGCUCAAGCAACUCCAGCAAUUCCGAUUCCACAACAUUGCUGUCCUAUCAAAAUAAUUGCAACAGCACGCUUCUUUGAUUGCCUUGGAAAUGCAUGCGCUUCUCAUCCACUCUGGGAUCUAGCAGUAGUAUAGCCUGUUCCCUGCUUAAUGCUUCAGUGGCCAAUGAGGGCCAUUAAAAAUAUAUAUAUUUUUUUCCUUCAA